This is a messenger RNA of Arachis duranensis, 1905 nucleotides long. RefSeq lists its product as uncharacterized. NCBI's taxonomy places the organism in Eukaryota, Viridiplantae, Streptophyta, Magnoliopsida, Fabales, Fabaceae. The transcript has 3 exons. The coding region runs from base 1 to 1905 and encodes 634 amino acids. The record is from RefSeq and is a predicted model, not a curated record.
AUGGAUGCUCCGAGAAGAGUUACCAUUAAGGAAGCGGGUGCACCGGAUUAUGUCCUUCAACCCCUUCAUGUAACUCAUCCCAACUUGAAUGCAAACUUUGAAUUGAAGACUGCUUUGAUCAACCUCCUACCUAAGUUUCAUGGGCUUCCCGCACAAGAUCCUAUUCGACAUCUCAAGGACUUUCAUCGUAUAUGCUCAACCACUAGACGGGAAGGAUCCGAUGAAGUUGCUAUAUGGUUAUUUGCUUUCCCUUUCUCUCUUGAGGACAAGGCCAAAGAAUGGUUCUACACUCUAUCUAGUGAAGUCACCUCCGAUUGGGACUUACUUAGAAGAGGAUUCUUGGACAAAUUCUUACCUCCGGAGAAGAUGGAUAGGCUAAGGAAGGAAAUGUCUUGUAUUGUGCAAGGUGAGACGGAACCACUAUACGAGUAUUGGGAACGGUUUCAUAAGCUACUAGACGCAUGCCCUAAUCACAUGCUUGAUACUCAAGUAUUGCUUGGAUACAUAUGUCAAGGGAUGCGAGAACAAGAUAGAACUCUCUUGGACACCUCUAGCAAUGGUUCUUUGUCUAAAUAUAAAACAGCGGAGGAGGCAUGGCAACUUAUCAUUGACUUAGCCGAAUCCAAUCAACAUAUGAGACGAAGAGUCAACCGUCCAAGAACCGUAAAUGAGGUAUCAACUAGUAGUGAAACCACCGCUUUAACUCAAUCCUUGAGCGAAAUGACAUCCAUCUUGAGGCAACUCCAAUUGAACCAACAACAACCACAACAACCUCAAUCAUACCAACAACAACCCCCACCCCCUCAACAACACAACCAACAAUUAGUCCCUCAAAAAGAGAAGGGAACACAAGACUCAAAUCCUAUCACAAUCACCCAAGAGGAGGAGAGAAUAGAUAUGGAAGAGGUAGAGGAAGAGGAAACACCACAAGCUAUAAUCGAGGAUGAAGCUCAACCAACAAAGGAGACCCCCAAGGCCAAGAGAACCUUGGAAGAAGAAAUUGCUCAACCGCUCCCAUUCCCAUCACUUGCAAAGAAAGCUAGAAAGCGCAUAGAACUCGACCCCAAAAUGGUAGAAAUGUUCAAGAAAGUUGAGGUAACCAUCCCCCUCUUUGAUGAUAUCCAUCAAGUUCCUAGAUAUGCAAAAUUCCUCAAAGAUCUAUGCAUGAACAAGGAUAGAAUGCUUGAAUUGGAAACCAUCCCAUUGGGGAGUUCUAUUUCCGCUUUAAUGGGAGCAUUGCCCGAGAAGUGUGAUGAUCCGGGCCCGUGUAUGGUCACUUGCACCGUCAAUGGAGUUCAAUUUAUAGAUUGUAUGUGUGACCUCGGAGCAUGUGUUAGCAUCAUGCCACUCUCCGUCUACUGGGUAUUGAAGUUGCCACCACUAAAAAGGUCGACGGCAAGAUUUGUCCUAGCGGAUAAAAGCAUAAUAACCGUGACGGGUGUUGCGGAAGACGUAUUGGUGAAUAUCAAAGGGUUGGUGUUUCCAAUUGACUUCUAUGUCCUUGAAAUGCCAUCAAAUGGGAGAGUCGUAAGUUUCAGCCUAGAGGAAGCAAUGAAGCAUCCGCCAGAGAAUCACUCUCUAUUCCGGUGUGACCCAAUUGACAACAUAGUUGCCGAAGUGCACCUUGCAAAGUUAGAUGAGAAGUACAUGAUUGAAGAAGCAAAUGAAGAUCCAAGCAAAUUAAACACCACACACCAUACAAACCGUCCGGAAACUCAAACUUCAAGGAAUGAAAAGAAGAUGGAAUUGAAGCCACUACCACCCAAUUUGAGAUACUCAUAUUUUGAUGAAGCCCAAGAACUCCCUGUGAUAAUUGCAAAAGAGCUAACCCCUCAACAAAAAGACAAAUUGCUAAAUGUAUUGAGGAAAAACAAAGGGCAAUCGGGUGGACUUUGGCGGACCUAG